AUGCUGGAUGUGCAAGGGAAUCGCUAUGCGGCGGUGGCAGCGGUGCACCACAUAGGUGCGUCUGUGGAUGAGGGACACUAUUAUGCCGCGGUGCGAGGUGAGGACGACAGCUGGCUGAUCGUGAACGACAGCGUGAUCACGGCAAUGGAGGCGGAGAAGUUCUUGAACGUGCAAGAUGCCGGCGCAAUGGAAGGCGAGUUGUACUACGUGGUUCUAGAGAAAGCUUCGGGAGGUGGCUCACCGCAGCCCGCGAGCACUGAGCAGGAUGCAGAGGAGCCGUCAGAAGCAGUCGAGGGAGGGGCUGCUGCGCUACUUCAGCCUGCGAGCACAGACCAGGAGGCAGCGGGACCUUUAGAAAUGAUGGCGGAGGGGGCUGCUCUGCCGGUGCCACCGCCUCAGCCUGCAACUACAGAGCACAGCGGAAUGGAGCCAUCAGAAGAGAUCGAGAGGGAAGGCGCUCCAACCGGAGUCAGCUCGCCGUCGCACCCACCUCCAUCUUUCAUGACCAGCAGUCCUGGCCCAAGCAGGUACGCUCCUGCCGGCGAGAGCACAGGCGCACCCGCCGGUGUGCGUGGUGCCGCUGCUGUCGAUGGGGUGCUGCCACCGCCUGCGAGUCCCAUGCGCACUUUGAGUCAUGGCCAGGACAGUGGUUCGGAAGAUGCCGAAAGCUUGUUCGAGGCGGAUGUAGCGGCCUUCCUAACCGCUGCGAGUACUGGGUCAAUCGCAGAGGCCUUGCGAGACAUGCCUGCCCAGAGUCCUUUCGUGGACAAGCUCACCUUCGAGCAAUGCCUCUGUCGGCUGCAGGCAGGAUUAAAGGCAGUGCGAGAAGGGACGCUUACGGCGGGGGAAGAGGUUGAUGUGUUCACGCCGCUGUGGUGGCUGGCAGAUUAUCGAUUGGCAAUUUACAUGGAAGCGUUUGCGCGCGUGGUUGCCCUGUCGUCAACUAUGUUGUUGGAGACCUUUAAAGCUUUCGCUUCCUCACUGCUACAUCGAAAUUUGGCGGUGCAGUGGUCAGAUUACACACUCUCGCAUCGCUAUUGGGCGCAAGUGGUGACCGACAUAGGCACCGGAAAGUCGCCCGUGAUGAAGACUGUGCGGGAAGCCUUCAAGCGUGCCGCAGAAGAGAGAGUAAGUCAGUGGCUGGCGGGGCCGGCAGAGAUGGAGCACCACCUCAUUACCGAGUCCACGCACGACUCGCACAUCGUGUUGACGCGUCUGCUGGAGGCCGCGCACGGGGGACGAUAUGAUUGGGACACGCAAGCUGACGUCCUGGCAAGGCCCGUGAAGGCACGCAAGACCGCUGGUCACGAGGAGAGAGUAGACUGCGGUGUGCAUUUCGAGACAACCAACAUUGGCAUGGUGCUCCUGCAGCAGCCGUCGGUCUUGAGCACGUGGUGGGCGCCAAGCGAGGUGCAAGCGCUUUGUCUCUACUUUGCAGAGGCAGGCUGUGUAUUUUCCGCCGGACGACGUGGCAGUCAGCUAAUCUAUCCGGCGGGGCUACGAGACAAGUUCGUUGAGUUCAUGUCGGAGAUCUUCCAGCGCAUCAUCGUGCACCUCGGGCACAAGGCACCCCUCUACGGUGACCAGCUUGUCUGGAAGUUAGAUGGAGUUGGGCAGGCAGCACUGCUCGAGGCCCGCGGCGCGAUGCACGAAGCGUCGCAAGAUGCAUAUUACGCCGACGGCGGCACGCUCAACUCCAUGUUUGAGAAGCUUUCCUAUUUCUGGACACAUGAAGGUCUUCUGACAACAGUGUGCCAAGAGGCCGUUGCAUCCAUCGUGGAGCAGCGGCCUUUCAGGAGCGGGUCGCGGCAGAUUCCCGCCGCUGCAAGCAAGCUGGCCUUGGAAUGGACGCACCGACGCCUUGCUCGAGGAUUCAACAUGCUGGAUGUGGACAUCAGUCGGGGCAGUUGGCGAGCCCGGGAAGGCGCUGCUGUGCGCCGCUCUGUCGGGCCUUUCAAGGCUGCAUCUUCCCACGCGCAGGAGGUUGCUGUCAAGCUUCUGCGAGCCACCCCUGGCGCCAUCAUCUACGCGGACGUCGCGGGGCGCAACGUGCCUGUGUUUCGCAAUGUGUACUCAGGUGAUGCGCUGAAGCGGGAAGAUGCUUACCAGAAGCUCAUGGCGACGGGGCAGCAUCUGGAACGCCACGGCUUCGGCGUUUUGAAGGUGCGGCCCGGCACGUGGCCUAUCUUCGUCAAGCAUCCGUGGGGUAGCAUGUCCAAGGAGGCGCAAAACACAGCGUGCAAAUGGGCAAUCCCUCUGCACUUCUUCCACGGCUUCCUCGAGGAUUCCGUCAUGACCUUGGCAAUGAGGAGAGGAAUUCCUGCGCAGCCGGAUGAUGGGUUGCGACGCCAGAGGUCAGCAAGCAGCCAGCCGUUGCGCGGAGCGGUGGGGAUUUCGUCGCAGAGCAAGCCAGACCAGCCGUCAGAGGAGGGGGCGAGUGCGAGCUACCAGCGUGGCAGAGUGCCAGACCAAUCGUCAAAAGCAGAUGACGUGAAAGGAAUGUACAAGGAGGUGGACAGAGGGACCCUGGAGGAGGAGGAGAUCCCUCGAAACAUUCCGGCCGCUACCCGGGCGGCGCGGCGUCUUUGCCUAAAGGCGAAGCCUGCCUCCAAUGUUACUUUCACCACGAAGCGACUCGUGAGCGAGGCUGGCCAGUCGGCGUACAAGCUCUGGGGCACCUGUGGCAACUGUCAGCCAAAAUGUAGUUUCGGUGCACGUGUGACAAUUUGCAUCGACGGCAUGGGUGAGGGGAAGUUCACCGUCAGCCACCGAGGCGAGCACGAGCAGCAAAAACUGGCGCAGGGCGGUCGCUUGUUGUCGGCAGAAGUACAGAACAUCGUGAACGACGUGAUCGAGGCAAAGGCUCCUAUCACGACGAAAAGUCUACGGGAGGCUGCGGCGCGUGCAAACGUGGAGUUCGGCUGCGAGCCGGAGCAGUUGUACAACCUCGUCAGACGUUUGCGACAGAAGAACAAGCAGACCUCGCACGUUGCGCCCGUGGCCAGCCAAGUUUUUUUAGAUGAGGUGAAGGCUUGGGAAGCGGCCCUGCCGACGGAUCUCGACAACGCGGAGGAUCUGUCCCGCCUCAUCGUGCUGAAGUCGCCGCACGGCACCAUUGUGGAAGAAGGCAGAGUGUACGUGCCCAUGUCAUGUCCGGGCAUGCUGCUGCGGCUACGCGAUGCAGCCAAUCAUCGGAUCAGGCUCAUCGUGGACAUGAAGAUGGGGGCCGUCGCGAACAAUUAUGGUGUCAUCACGCUUUGCUUCGCAAGCAGCAGCGAGCGCCUGCGGAAUACAAGCGCCGCCAUGGUGCAGGGGCGGCGGCAGACCUAUCUAGCUCACACUUGCACCGCGCAGCCUGUCAUGCAAGCUAUCGUGCACACCGAGAGGGAGGACAACGUAACAGCUUGCUUCGAGGACCUGCGCUGGCUGUGCCAACAAGUGGGAGGCUUCGAUCUGACAGCGCAGCUCCUCCACGUACACGCUGACUUUGCACCGGGAAUAGCUGCUGCGCGGCGCAACGUCUUCCCUGGCGUGCGCCUUAUCGGGGACUACUUCCACUACAAGAAAGCGCUGUUCAAGAAGCUUCCGAGCAAAUUUCCAAAGGCUCCACAAGGCAGCGUGAAGGCAAAGGGUAGAAAGAGGCGAGACCCCAAUGUGGCGGUGGUGUCUGAAUUGUCCGACUUGACCAGGUGCCUGCCAACUGUGCAGCUCGCCGACGCAGUGUGGCAGGUGAUCUUCGAGAACUUGCCGACGGAGGCGGCCACCUAUCUACAGAAGGAAUUCUUUGCGCAGUCUAGUGUGGAGGAUCUGAAACGCGUCUUCAAGACCAUCAAGGCCCCAGCUCGCGGGGCGCAGAAGCUGUGGCUUCCAAGCUUCUGGAGUGGCGUUUUUGGCACGUGUCCAGGCGCGGGCGGAGGAACAAACCCUCUCGAGGCGCGGCACGGAUCUUGGGAGGCCGAGCUGCAGAGUCGCACCAAGGACGGCCUCGUCUCGGCUCUAGCAGGUUUGCAGCACCUAUACAAGAAGUGGGUCAAGAUCUUCGAUUGGGGCAAGGCCAUGAAAAUGACGCAUGCCCCCAGCGAAGGGAACGACUACCUGCUGAACAGUGGGUCGCUUCGGUCGCAGGGACGCUCUCCUGCGGUGGACUACUGGGCAAAGCGGAAUGAAGGGAACUAUGUGAAGUUUCACAUCUGCGACUUCUGCAGCACAGGGAUAUUGUACAUACUUGAUGGGUUCCGAGGGUCGGGGAUAGGCCCCAACACCGAGGAGUCGGAAUACACGACCUUCUGGGUGUUGGCUUCACCCACGGCCCCAGUUGACAAG
Symbiodinium necroappetens is the source of this 4323-nucleotide messenger RNA. NCBI's taxonomy places the organism in Eukaryota, Dinophyceae, Suessiales, Symbiodiniaceae. The record is from the annotation of a GenBank genome assembly.